UCCAACAGGCAGCUCGCAUCGUUCAAGAUGAAGAGCAUCCUUCUGCUAUCUUUUCUGGCCCUGGCCAUCACCAGUGGCAUCACGAAUCCUGCUCCCCAAACGUCCAAUGAUGGAACGGUAGUAGAAACAAUCGAGUACACCGAAUACACCGAGUACAGCGAUCCCGUCAUAACCACGUACGAAGAGUCCAGCUCUAGCCAGUCAUCGGGAAAUUCGGGAGGUGCCGGUGGACAAACCGUCGUAACGACCACUUCUACCAAGACUACCGGAGGACAAACCGCUUCAUCCUCGCAGACCUCAGGUGGGUCCACGUCCACCGGUAGUCAAACCGUGACAUCAACGAAGACAACCGGAGGACAGAGUUUGUCCGGUGGAGCACAGACGACAAAGUCGUCUGGAAGCCAGACUGUCGUAACAACUUCGACUAAGACCACGGGAGGACAAGCUUCCUCCUCCUCGUCUGGAGCUGCGAAAACCAGCGGUGGACGUACCGUUGUUAAGAGGACUUCAACGAAAACCGUCGGAGGACAGACGUCUACCACCGGAUUUCAAACUUCUUCGAAAACAACUACUGGAGGACAGUCUGCAUCUUCUGCAGGAUCAUCGGGAAGCAAAACGGUUACAACUACCACCUCGACACAGACCACAGGAGGUCAGUCCUCUUCCAGCGGUAGCCAGGCCUCGUCGGGAGCAGCUAAAUCAACUGGAACUCAAACCGUAACUACUACUGCCACGAAGACAACUGGAGGGCAAGCCGCAUCCUCUGGAACUAAGACAUCGGAGAGCAAAUCCUCCACUUCCACUUCCUCGAAGACAACAGAAGAAAAGAAAACUUCUGGAUCAGCGUCUUCCACCGCUGGAUCUACCGGAAGCCGAACCACCACAACCACCUCGACGAAGACAACUGGCGGACAAUCUUCUGGAGCGCAAGCUGCGAAGGCAACCGGAAGUCAAACCGUUACAACAACUACGCAGUCGAGGACAACAGGAACACAAUCGUCCUCGAAAACUUCCGAAGGAGAGAAAUCCAACAACGGCCGCACCGUUGUCAAGACUACUUCUACUAAGACUAAUGAAGGAGGUCAAGCGAAGACAGCUGGAAGCCAGAAUGUUGUCAAAACUACUUCCACCAAGACCACCACCACCCAAACUUCUUCGCAGCAAUCUGGAGGAGCGAAGUCCAACAACGGACACACCGUUGUAAAGUCCACCUCGACUAAAACCACUGGGGCUCAAAAGAAGUCUACGGGAAGCCAAGAUGUUGUCAAGACAACUUCGACCACCACAACUGGAGGACAAAGCACUUCCUCUGGAGCUCAAACUAAGUCAGCUGGAAGCCAAAAGGUAGUCAAGACCACCUCGACAAAGACAACCGGGGGACAGACCACGUCCACUGGAAGCCAAACGGCAUCGCAGAAAUCUGGAGGAAGCACCGUUGUCAAGACUACUUCGACGAAGACAACUGGAGGACAAAGCACCGGAGCUCAACCAAAGUCGACUGGAAGCCAACAGGUUGUCAAGACUACCUCGACUAAAACCACUGGAGGUAAAACCACGUCCAGCCAAAUGACUUCACAGAAGUCGGGAGGAGUCAAAACUACUGGAGGAAGCACCGUCGUCAAGACUACCUCGACAAAGACAACUGGAGGACAAAGCACCGGAGCUCAAACGAAGUCAACUGGAAGCCAAAAGGUUGUCAAGACGACUUCGACAAAGACAACCGGAGGACAAACCACGUCAACUGGAAGCCAAACGACCUCGACAACCGGAACUGGAGCUCAAACAAAGUCUACCGGAAGUCAGAAUGUCGUUAAGACCACUUCGACGAAGACAACUGUUGGAAAAGCCACAUCGGGUAGCCAAACUGCACCAAUUUCUGUUGGAGUAAUGUCUGCCGAUGGAAAAUGUAUCUGCACGGGAUCCCAAACUACCGAUCAAACUGUAACCUUGACGACCUUGACUAAGACAUCUGGAGGUCAGACCAAAUCUGCGUCUGGAAGCCAAACUGUUGCCAAGACAACCUCUACAAAAACAACUGGAGGGCAGACGACUGGAACUAAGACUUCCUCAGGAUCAAAGACGUCCGGAAGCCAAACUGUUGUCAAGACAACCUCAUCGAAGACAACAGGAGGACAGACGGCUGGAACCAAGACUUCCUCAGGAUCAAAGACGUCUGGAAGUCAAACUGUGGCCAAGACAACCUCAACAAAGACAACUGGAGGGCAGACCACUGAAACCAAAACUUCUUCUGGAUCAAAGUCGACUGGAAGCCAAACCGUUGUUAAGACAACCUCGUCGAAGACAACUGGAGGACAGACUACUGCCACAAAGACGUCUGGAAGUCAAUCCAUUGUAAAGACGACUUCAACAAAGUCAACUGGAGGACAGACGACUGGAACCAAGACUUCCUCGGGAUCAAAGACGUCUGGAAGUCAAACCGUUGUCAAGACAACCUCAUCGAAGACAACAGGAGGACAGACGGCUGGAACCAAGACUUCUUCAGGAUCGAAGACGUCCGGAAGCCAAACUGUUACCAAGACAACCUCAACACAGUCAACUGGAGGUCAGGCUACUGGAACUAAGAAUUCCUCAGGAACUAAGACAUCCGGUAGUCAAACCGUUGUUAAGACAACCUCAACACAGACAACUGGAGGACAGGUCACAUCAACUGCAUCAAAGUCAUCAGGCAGUAAAACCGCGUCCAAGACAACUUUAAUUAAGUCUUCCGGAGGACAGACCACUGGAGCUAAGACAUCCGUAUCCACUCAGACAACUGGAGGCCAAUCAUCGGUAGGAACACAAACUUCCAAAGUUUCAUCAAACCAGAAAAGGCAAGUUGUCGUCAGGAAGGUCAGGAAGAAGAAGUGUAAGAAGCAUGGAUCCCAUGAAGGUUACGGACACGUUUCUAAGAGCAGUCACAAAUUUUCAGCGAAAUCCCAAGGAAGAAAGCACUCGGGAGAAAAACACGGCAGAAGACACGCCAAGGGCAGAAAACAGCACGGAAAGCAGCAGUUCGGAGGAAGCAGCGAAGAGAUCGAGCAAUUCGAGACUAGUAACGUGCAGCAGCGUCAGACUUCCGGUGGAAUGAGAACUACCAACGUGCGUUCGCAGGGAAGACGCGAGGAACAUCACGGAGGAAAACACGGCAAAUCUUCGCAAUCGUUCACGUCGGGAGCCAGGAAACUCGUAAAGGGAGGAAAACGUGAGGAAAACUACGGUGGAAGUCACGAGUCUGCUUCGGGGAGCUUUGCCCUCAAACAGUCUUCUCAGGGAAGCCGCGUGGUCAAGAAAUCUUCCGCAGGAAUGAGAAAAUCCGAAGGAGGAAGUCAUGAGUCCCGUUCCAUGAAGCAGUCUUCUGGAGGAAUGAAGAUCGUUCGCGCUUCAGGAGGUUCAGCUUCCCAGAGUGGCCAGGCGUUCGCGCAAAAAUCCGGAGGAAAGCGAUCUUCCGGAAGUCAAACCGUGGUAGUGAGCCAGUCGUCCGGAGGAAGUGCUGCGUCGAUGGGAGGAAUGCGGUCAUCUGGAUCGCAAACCGUCACCAAGACAUCGUCUUCGUCUUCCAAGAUGGCCGGUGGAAACAGCGCAUCGUCAGGAGCGCAGUCCUCCAGCCAAUCCAAUGGAGGAGACACUUAUGAAACUUAUGAAACCUUCGAAGAGACGGUUUACACAUCAGAGUAAUAAGGUUAGGAAGAACAUUCUAACUGUUACUACAUGAUUUAAUCGUUCUGUUAUUUUCUUAUGAAUAAAUAAAGUUUUUCUUUUGCAACU
This is a messenger RNA of Culex quinquefasciatus (southern house mosquito), 3765 nucleotides long. Its product is annotated as mucin-22. The record is from RefSeq and is a predicted model, not a curated record. The transcript is spliced from 2 exons. Bases 28 to 3675 code for a protein of 1215 amino acids. NCBI's taxonomy places the organism in Eukaryota, Metazoa, Arthropoda, Insecta, Diptera, Culicidae.